GCCAGCCCCACACAGCCACUGCUUCCUUAUAGUUCGGAAUGUACGCCACGCCCACUGUGUCGUCAUCGCGUUCCGCAAAGCAGGCUCCUCAAAAAUGAGAAAGCGGGAAGCCGCCUAUCUGUGCUUGAACAGGGUUACAGCAUGAAGGUAUUUAUCAGAAGAAUGGAGCAAAAUCUCGUAUCAAAUUUAUGAUGGAGGAGUUCCGACGAGAUGCAAGAAAUGUCAAAUUGCAUAUCAGUAACAAUUUUGUUGAAGAUGUGACAGAUGUGUUGAAGAGAUUUUUCCGGGAGCUGGAGGAUACUAUCUUCACUACACAUUUACAUCCCCAGUGGAAUGAGGCCACAGCUCUCACAGGCUGGCGAUAUCAUCUUGGAAGUAUAUCUGGAACAGAAGAAUCCUGACUAUUGUGUUACUCUUAAGGUUUCUCCCAAAAUGAGAGCAGAAGAACUAACAAAUCAAGUGCUUAAGAUGAGAAAUGUAACAGCUAGCCAAGAUCUUUGGCUAACCUUUGAAGUUUUAGAAAAUGGAGAGCUAGAGCGUCCUUUGUAUCCCAAGGAGAAAGUUCUAGAGCAGGCCCUACAGUGGUGCAAGUUACCAAAACCCAGCUCUGCAUAUUUACUUGUGAAAAAGUUGUCCAUCGAGGAAGGAAGCUGCCUUUUCACAGAUACUAAAUGUGAGAACCCCAAAUAUGGUCUUUUGAAAUGCCAUGAGGACUUGGCCAAGUUUCUGGGGAACAAAUUUCAGGAACGCUACUUUGUCAUCAAGGAUCAAAAGUUGCUUCUACUCAAAGAGAAACAGAGUGUCAAGCCAGAACGAGAGUGGCUACUGGAUAUGGCCAAGGUUUACCUGGGGAUCCGAAAAAAACUGAAACCACCUUCACGAUGGGGCUUUACUUUAAUUCUUCAAAAACAGCAAUUGUAUUUAACAUGCACGGAGCAAUCUGAGCUAUGGGACUGGGUCACCAGUAUUCUGAAAACUCAGCAUGACAGAAUCCGCUCAGUUCAUCUACGUCGACAUUCUCCUUCUGACUUGACUAAGCCUAAAUUUGGCACCAUGCCCCUGAUUUCCCUACAUGGAGACAGCAAUAAUCCAGUCAUGCUCUCUGUUAAUCAAACCUUGCAUCGCUUACACACUCGAAGGAUAUUGUCCAUGUUCUUUCCAAUGAAAAUGCAUCAAGAUACAGAACAUCAGGAGCCAGCUGAGUCAGAGCCUGUCUAUGAAGAGGUGGGCAGCUUUACAGACAUAAAUUUUCUGGAACCCAACCAUUCCCUACUGUCUCCUAAGGAUCAGGCUAAGAAACCAAUUAGUUUUUCAGAUCAGGUGACAUCCAGCAUGCUGCUCCCUUGUUGGGUUCCCAGAGCAUCUGAAACUGACUUAACAAAACCAUGCUUUGAGCGGACCUUUCAGGUGGAACCAAAUAAACAGAAUCUCACUGAUAGAAUAUCAGAACACAAAGUAAUUCCAACUGUCUCUAUAGAGCAGCAGACUUGGCUGCAUCAAGCACAGUUUGCACUGGGCAAGGAAGAGGGCCAACAUACUGCACUUCCAACCUUCCAUUGGGAAAAUCCAACUGAAGUGGAGACUCAGCUCAGUGAGACAAAGAAAAGCUUCCAAACAUGAGUCACAAGCCUUGAAUAUAUCUUUUCUAAAAGAAAAAAAUACCAGAUUCAUAUCACAUUAGGAAAGCAAGAAUUUGUGUUGGAGAAUGAAGCUUGUAAAAUAAAAGUGAGCUGAGCAGCAGGUCCCAAUAAUGACUGGUGGAUCAGGGAGGGUAAUCACAUCUGGGGCUACUCUAAGAAUGAGGCAACUAUAGCCAAUUGUCCUUCCUGAAAGUGCAGUGUUCAUCCUCAUUUUUUCUUGCUUUUACAAAGCUGUUUUUAAUUCAUAAUGUGGUGAGAGGUUAUGCUUCCAUUUUUACAUCUCUUUGAAAAUUAUUUUCCCUCUGAACAACUUCCUGUUCACUGUUAAAGACUCUAUCCCUCACCUUAACAUACUUUUCUUUCUUUCCUGACGCCUACAUGGAGUUCACAGCAGACAUUUUCUCUUUGCGCCUAUCGAACUCUCAACCUUCUGAGUGAGCAUAUUCACCUUUAGGCCACUAUGGCAUUUUUUGUCCCAUUUCACAUGAUUUGAUAAAACUGGACAAUAAUGCUGUGUUAGCAUUAAUUGCCCAAUAAAGUAUUGGCAUGUUUUCCCUUAAAAAAAAAGCUUUCAACCAAAAUGAACAAGUAAAUGGCCAUUGCUAACAGAUGAGAAUACCGUAUAUACUCGAAUAUAAGCCGAUCCGAGUAUAAGCCGAGGUCCCCAAUUUUACCCCAAAAACUGGGGUAAACUGGGGACUCGAGUAUAAGCCGAGGGUGGGAAAUGAGGCACCUACCGGUUGGGGAAACCCUCCCUCCCUCAGCUGAGAAGGCUGGCGG
Messenger RNA from Ahaetulla prasina, 2420 nucleotides. It is a transcript of the gene ARAP3, whose product is annotated as ArfGAP with RhoGAP domain, ankyrin repeat and PH domain 3. NCBI's taxonomy places the organism in Eukaryota, Metazoa, Chordata, Lepidosauria, Squamata, Colubridae. The transcript is spliced from 12 exons. The record is from RefSeq and is a predicted model, not a curated record. Gene Ontology annotation, biological process: signal transduction. The coding region runs from base 334 to 1620 and encodes 428 amino acids.